Cryphonectria parasitica EP155 is the source of this 3197-nucleotide messenger RNA. RefSeq lists its product as uncharacterized. Lineage: Eukaryota; Fungi; Ascomycota; Sordariomycetes; Diaporthales; Cryphonectriaceae. The coding region runs from base 58 to 2850 and encodes 930 amino acids. The transcript is spliced from 5 exons. The record is from RefSeq and is a predicted model, not a curated record.
GGAACAUGAACUUCAGCCACCUACCCGCCGCCUAGUUACUCAUACAACCACAAGAAAAUGAAGAAUCUUCUCAGAGGCGCAAUUCCGCAAUCAGCAGAGUCCGCCAGCCAUGGACUGCACGUGCUCGUUGACAAGGACCCAGAUGGCGAGGGCGUUGUAGAUGUCGUGGCGGUCCACGGCCUAAACGGGCACUAUGAAGGGACAUGGACCACAGCACUCCAUGACCGCACCCAGAUAAACUGGUUGAAGGACAUGUUGCCCAAGAUUGGGGGUAUCAAGCCCGUUAGGGUCAUGUCAUUCUCAUACAACUCGUCUGUUCAGUUCAGCAAGUCGACCUCCGACGUUUUCGUAUUCGCAGACCAGCUCCUCGAACAUUUACUGGCAAAACGGGCGCAUUCUGGAGAGACGAGGCGCCCCAUUGUUUUCAUAUGUCAUAGCCUGGGUGGGAUUGUGGUCAAGCAGGCAGUGAACAGAGCAGCAGAGAAUCACAGGUACAAAGAUGUCAUUUUGGAUCAUGUGCAGGGCAUCUGCUUCUUUGGAACUCCACACAGAGGCUCGGAGCUGGCACCAUGGGGCUCGACCGUCAGCAGGAUCUUGAGAGCGGGAGUCAUGGGAAGCCAUACGAACUCACAAUUAACCAAGGAUCUUGAACGAAAGUCUCACAUGUUGAGCCAAAUCUCAAAGUCCUUCCUUCAGCACGGUCGCAGGCUGAAGAUUGUGAGCUUCACCGAGACAGAGAAAUUGGACUGGCUGAACUGCCUAGUGGUCGACCCGGACUCUGCAACUCUGGCAUGGCCAGGCGAGAUUGUGGUUCCCAUUGAUGGGAACCACCGCAACAUAUGCAGGUUCAUCGGCCCCAAAGACCCAAAAUUUGCUCCAGUCGAGUCACAGAUUAAGCAAAUGAUUGGAAAGAAAGCUUCUACCGUUAUCACUGGUAAUGUGAUCGGAUCCGGGGAAAUUAUGACAGCGCUUUGGUCCAACUAUGAGUCCCAUAAGGCUCGAAAUCCCACUGCGGUCUUCGGAACCUGCUCGUGGAUCCUGAGACAUCCAAAGAUGCAGGCGUGGGAAAAGAGUCCACACCGCUCGCUUCUAUGGCACUCAGCGAACGCCGGCUGCGGGAAGUCUGUGAUGGCAUCUUUCCUAAUCGAUCACUUCAAGAGAAACGCUAAAACAGAUACCGAUGUCUGUUACUUCUUCUUCAAGGACGACAGCAUGGAGCAGAGCAAUGCCGUAAUUGGCGUUUCGGCUUUCUUGCACCAGCUUUACUCGGCCCAUCCGGAGCUUACGAGUCUCGCACGCAAGCAGUUAAAUGGCCUAGACGAAUGUGACGAAACUUCUCGAAAGCAACUGAUGGCUCUGAUGGCGGAGUACUUCAAACGGUCUGCCGGAGAGCCAGAAGCCCGGAAUCUGAAGAUUUUGGUGCUCAGUCGGCCUGAUAAUUCCAUCCAGAUGAUGUUUGAUAGGCAAGCACCGAAAAUGAGGAGCGCAGCGGCUUCCGGCGAAAUCUCUAGGUACAACAUGAUGCGGCUCCGUGGAGAAGAUGAGACGAACGCUAUUAGCCAGGACAUCGAACUGGUGGCUCAGGAUGCCAUGCAAGACCUGGCUGAUAGAGGAAUACCCGAAGAUUUCCUCGUGGAAAUCGAGAGAGAACUCGUGAGCCGAGCCGACCGCACAUUCUUGUGGACUGCCUUGAUCAUUCAGCUUCUCAAAGACAAAGCAGUCGAGGGAGCUUCGAGGAGAGAGAUGAAUGCCAUACUCCGUAGCCGAAGCGUCUACUCUAUCUACACGGCUUUGCUUGAUUCCAAGACUGGCAACACACCCCAUAUCAAGCGGAAAGCCAGGAAGAUGUUGAGCCUGAUACUCGCGGCAAUGCGGCCGCUUACUGUCGAAGAGGUGAACAUCGCCCUGGCAGUCAAACCCGACCUCGACGCCUUGACUGUGUCGAAAUCCAGGCCCAAACCCAGCAAGAGAACAUUCCACAGUGUCGAAUACGAGCUGGUAUACCCGCCAGAGAACCACAUCAAGUCCCUCUGCGGGCACUUUGUCCGGAUUAUCCAGGGAAGAGUUUACCUAGUUCAUCAAACAGCGAGAGAGUUUCUCCUGGAUCAAUCAUCCAUAAGGGGCUUGUUUGAAAUCUCGCCAGACUUCAACGAUGACGACUCGGACGGAGGGCUGUGGGACUGCUCUCUCUCAGACUCCGACACAGAGCAAUAUGAACCUUCUACAACGGAUUCUGUUCUUACCGAAAGCACAAAGGCUGCAACACUUGAAAGUGACCACGCAGCCGAGCCCGACUGGCAACAUAGCUUCUCCCUGGAACGCUGCCAUGCUUCGCUUCUGGAGAUCUGCACGACCUAUCUUUACAUGCUUGGCAAGCCAUGCAACGAUACUGCACUCGGGCAGCCUGCGGAGAAGGUGGCCCUCUUCCUUGCAUAUGCCGCAAGCUACUGGGUGGUGCACUUUCACCAAGUGUGCGAGAGGAUCCUGCCUGCAGACCUCUCCUACUACCACGGCCUGUGCCAUCCACGCUUUCCAGGAUUCACCACCUGGCUUGAGGCUUAUGAUGGCGAAGGCCGGCAGCCGAUUUUCGCCUCGGGCUCGGUGGACGAGCAGCAGGACAUGAUUAUUGAAAAGUUCGCGCUCGAGCCGGGGCAUCCUAGGUUCGGCAAAGAAUUCACGACAGAGGUCGACUUGACGCGGAUAUUCGCGGCGGGGGAGAGUCAUCGCCAGAUCCUUUCGUGCAAUCCAUCGCAGGCGCAGAACCUCAAUUUUCCUGUCAAGGUGGACGAGACAGGAGUCGUCAAGCUAGACUUUGAGCUUGUUGGGAAAGCCGUUAUAGGUCGUGAAUGAUCACUGAUCCAUCCUUUCAAUCAAUCUGUUUCGUCUUAUGCAGUAAUGGUGCGUUGAAUUUUUAAGGAGGCAAUCGCAUAGCAAAAGGACAGACUGAGGCAGGGCAGUCUUCUGAACAAUCCACACAUGACUCCAGUACAGCAAAUUCCGGACGCUGCUGAUGGCAUCCCAUACUGGACCAUGUGCCUGAGUGUAGAGCUCAAACAUAUUCUUUAGCCAGCUCAGGCCCACUGUUCAUGAGAACCUCAUGUAUGGCAUAGCAUGUCCUAAAAAGCAAGCUUAAUGGUACUGCUGUUGUCUGCCACCGAAAUAGACACAGCUUCAGCCUCAAAUACAUAUGAUAUAGC